AAUACAAUAAAAAUAAUUAAGUGCGUCGUUGUUGGUGAUGGUGAUGUGGGUAAAACAAGCUUGCUUUUAAGUUAUACGACAAAUACAUUUCCUGGUGAACAUAUACCAACUGUAUUUGAUAAUUAUUCAGUAAAUGUUAUGGUUGAUGGAAAACCAAUAAAUCUUGGUUUAUGGGAUACAGCUGGACAAGCCGAUUUUGAUAGACUUAGACCAUUGUCAUAUCCACAAACUGAUAUAUUUAUUAUUUGUUUUUCACUUGUUAAUCCAGCAAGUUUUAAAAAUGUUAAAGCUAAAUGGUAUCGAGAAGUACGUCAUCAUUGUCCAGAAAUACCAAUAAUACUUGUUGGUACAAAACUUGAUUUACGUGAAGAUAAAGAAACUAUUGAAAAAUUAAAAGAUAAAAAACUUGCACCAAUAACUUAUCUACAGAGUCUUGCAAUUGCUAAAGAAAUCGGAGCAAUGCGAUAUCUGGAAUGUUCAGCAUUAACACAAAAAGGCCUGACCAAUGUUUUUGAUGAAGCGAUUGGUGCUGUUCUUUAUUCAGAUCCUCAAGUGAAAAAACAGCGUAGUUGUUCACUCUUAUAA
This is a messenger RNA of Aphidius gifuensis, 585 nucleotides long. Its product is annotated as ras-related C3 botulinum toxin substrate 1-like. NCBI's taxonomy places the organism in Eukaryota, Metazoa, Arthropoda, Insecta, Hymenoptera, Braconidae. Gene Ontology annotation, molecular function: GTPase activity; protein kinase binding; GTP binding. Gene Ontology annotation, cellular component: cell cortex; plasma membrane; cytoplasmic vesicle. The record is from RefSeq and is a predicted model, not a curated record. Gene Ontology annotation, biological process: establishment or maintenance of cell polarity; regulation of actin cytoskeleton organization; small GTPase-mediated signal transduction. The annotation marks the transcript as partial. The transcript has 3 exons.